ACUGAUUAUAGCAUUUCAAGUCUCACUGGAAUUAAGGAUAUUGUCUACAGUACAGAGAGGUUCGGAGACCAGCAUUCACCCAGUAUACAAGUGAAGUUUAAUGGCAGUCAUGGCUCCAAUUUUACACAGUGAAUAUAUAGAACAGGAGCAGUACGUUAAAAACCCUCACCUGGGCAACAUGGACGAGGACAUCCUCUACCACUUUAACCUGAGCACCAAGACCCACAACCUGCCUGCCAUGUUCGGAGACAUCAAGUUCGUGUGUGUGGGAGGCAGCGGCAACAGAAUGAGAUCUUUUGCUCAGUUCAUCCAUCAGCAGCUGGACCUCCCAGGGAACGUUGAUGAUAUCAGGGAUAUCUGUGAGGGGACUGACCGCUACUCCAUGUACAAAGUGGGGCCUGUGCUUUCCAUCAGUCAUGGUAUGGGUGUGCCAUCCAUCUCCAUAAUGCUGCAUGAACUCAUCAAGCUCCUGUACCACGCCCACUGCCGUGAUGUCAUGCUGUUUCGCAUCGGUACCUCAGGAGGCAUUGGUCUUGCUCCUGGCACAGUGGUGAUCACUGAUAAAGCGGUGGACUCUUUCUUCAGGCCGCAGUUUGAGCAGGUGGUUCUGGGUAAAGUGAUCACCAGGAGCACUGAGCUGGAUGAAGGCAUGGCACAAGAGCUCCUGCAGUGCUCCACUGAGCUGCCCAACUUCCCCACCAUCAUUGGCAACACCAUGUGCACACACGACUUCUAUGAAGGCCAGGGCAGACUGGAUGGUGCUCUGUGCUCGUUCUCCACCGAGGAGAAGCUGGAAUAUCUGACGAGGGCCCAUGAGGCUGGCAUCAAGAACAUUGAAAUGGAGUCCACCGUCUUCGCUGCCAUGUGUCGCGUCUGCAACCUCAAAGCGGCGGUGAUCUGUGUGACUCUGUUGAACCGGUUGGAGGGUGAUCAGAUCUCCACACCCCAUGAUGUGCUGGUGGAAUACCAGCAGAGACCUCAGUACCUGGUGGCUCAUUUCAUCAAGAAACACUUGGCACUGAUCUAAACACAUUCACCUCAAUGUGCUGCAUCUCUUAAUGCCAGGUUUUAAAAGGUACUGUAGCAUUUUCCAAACCAAAUCUCUGUCCACUGUGCGUGUAGCGUAUGUCUGAUUACCGACAGCAAUCAUUUCAACAUGUUCUGAGAAAAGAACAGCUUACGCUAAAACUCACUAAGGGCAGUUAAAAAACAGGAAAUCAGUUAAAACGUAUGAAUAUAAAAUACCGAAUAAAAACAACAACCUUCAUACAUUAAAUAUUUGAAGACACGAGAGACGAUUGUACCAAAGCUAUUUUGUUAACAGAGAGAGACAGACAGAUAAACAAAAACAAAUAAAUAAAUACAUAGAUACAUAACAAACAAAUGCAUUUGAGAUAAUCAUAUCAAAGGUGUUCUUAUAACAAACAGACAAACAAACAAACAAACAAAUUAAAAACAAAUAGACAGACAGGAAGACAGAUAGAUAGAUGAAUGAACAAAUAAAUACAUUUUGGGUUAAUCUUAAGAAAGUUGUUUUAUAAGACAGACACACGGACAAAUAAACAAACAAAUACAUUUUGAGAUCAUAUCAAAGCCAUUUACAAUUCAUAUUAAAGAUAUAUAUAUAUUAGUCAUCAUAUAUCGAGGAUAUGGGGGCGGCACAGUGGUGUAGUGGUUAGCGCUGUCGCCUCACAGCAAGAAGGUCCUGGGUUCGAGCCCCGGGGCCGGCGAGGGCCCCUCUGUGCGGAGUUUGCAUGUUCUCCCCGUGUCCAC
This is a messenger RNA of Neoarius graeffei (lesser salmon catfish), 1773 nucleotides long. It is a transcript of the gene upp2, whose product is annotated as uridine phosphorylase 2. Gene Ontology annotation, molecular function: uridine phosphorylase activity. The record is from RefSeq and is a predicted model, not a curated record. The transcript is spliced from 8 exons. Gene Ontology annotation, cellular component: cytoplasm; cytosol. The coding region runs from base 101 to 1027 and encodes 308 amino acids. Gene Ontology annotation, biological process: nucleotide catabolic process; uridine catabolic process. Lineage: Eukaryota; Metazoa; Chordata; Actinopteri; Siluriformes; Ariidae.